This is a messenger RNA of Didymodactylos carnosus, 1806 nucleotides long. The record is from the annotation of a GenBank genome assembly. Lineage: Eukaryota; Metazoa; Rotifera; Eurotatoria; Philodinida; Philodinidae.
AUGACUGCUUGUAUAACGUCGCCUGAUGAUGUUCAAUUUGCUUUAACAUAUUGCACAACGUUAAUCCACUCGAAUGAUACAUCUGCCGAAAUAAAUUCUCUGCUAUUAUUAAAACGUGUGAGGACAAUAAUAAAAUUUUAUAUAUGGCCAUUAGUAGCGUUGUUUGGAAUAACCGGAAAUUGUUUAUCAAUCAUCGUUUUAACACGUCAACGCCUAAUUCGCACAACAACAAAUAAUUAUCUAACAGCUUUAGCUCUAUUUGACUCAGGUUAUCUAAUAUUUACCACAAUUCUAAAUUUGGGUUCGCAUCCAUAUUUUGAAAAUGUAGAUUUGAUGAGUAUUCUACUCUAUUUAAUCAAACCAUUAGCAGAUUGCAGUAGUAAUACAGCUGUAUGGCUCAUUGUAUGUUUCACACUUGAACGGACAUUAGCAGUAGCAAAGCCUAUGUACGCUAGAACAUUGUGUACUAUUCGCCGUACACGAAUGGCUAUAACAAUUGUUUUAUUCUCAAGCUUUUUAGUAACUUUACCAACAUUUUUCGAAACAAAACUCGUACGAGACACGCCAGAUCAUUUAAGAAUGAAUAAUUCAACUAUAAAAAAACAACCACACUUACGUAUUCAAUAUAAAGAAUUAUUUAAUAAUAGUUUAAUUCAUCGGAUUUAUGUUGUAUUUAUUUGCGUUCUUAUUGUUUGGUUACCACUUCUUCUUCUCUGUCUGUGCAAUUCAAUAUUAAUUUGGUACGUUCAUCGUUUUAAAAACUAUGAUGAUUUUUGUCAAGCCAAUGGCUCCACUAAUGAUGAAAAUAAUCGUCAUCCUUCAAUUUUAACAAACAAAAAUGAUUAUAAUAAUCGUAAGUUUUCGUUAUCCUCACUCGCUUCAUCCUCCAACAGUACAAUCCAGCUUCGCCGUCACAGUCGAUCAUUUGUUCAAAAACGUAAAGUAACCAUCAUUCUCAUAUUUUGCUUAUCUGUUGCCGUCCUUCUAUGGACACCACAAUCAUUAUCCCUUACCUAUGAAAUAGUUGUUCAACGUUCGUCGAAUAUGACUAGAGAAGAACGGAUACUUUUGUUGAUAUUUAAUAAUUUUGCUAAUUUAUUUUUGUGUAUAAAUGCGUCGAUCGAUUUUAUUCUUUAUUGUUUUUUGUCAGACAAAUUUGCUCGUACAUGUAAGCAAAUUAUUUGUCGACAAUGCAGUAGUCACAGACAACUACUAAAACAUCGUAAUCGAAUGUUAUCUCUCGAUCGUACAUCGUUAAACCGAGGGGAUACAUGUGCCAAAAUAAAAUCGCAACGUCAACAAAGUUCGAAUAGUAUCAACAAUUAUUAUUUGCAAUUAUAUACACUGUAUGAAAUUGGAAGUAAUUUAUCUCAUCAAACAAGUCAUCACCAUCGAGUGCCACGAGCAACAACAAUGUCAUCGUUAAAUAAGAAUGAACGUAAAAUUAUCUAUCGAACAAGCGCAACACUAGAUAAAAAAUUGCUACCAACAUCGCUAUUAAAACGAACAUUUCAGAAAAAAGAUAUAUCACUAAAUGAUUCACGAAAACUUAAGUCAAAUAGACUAUUAGUUACGCAAAUAAUCGACUGUGAACGCACGUGUGCAACAUUAAUUGACAAGGAUGAUGGUGAAAUACUGAGAAAGUUAUGUCAGACGAUAGAAGAAAAACAGAUUCCUAUCAAACAGAUUUCAAAACAUUGUAGAUCAUUAUCAUUGAUGAAUAUCGGACACACUUCACAUCACUUAGAUACAGUAAUAGCACCGCUAAGAAGGUAUAGAAGUUCUGGUAUAGGUGUUUUCCAAUGA